CAAACAUUACAAGAUGCUGAAUGUUGGUCUGUUAUUCAGAAGAAAGCAUUUUCUCCCGGUGGAGCACAGAAGCCCGCAACUAUGACAAGCAUAGGACUGGAGAUAGCAAAAAAAUGCGAUUUUGCUACUUGAACAGCAAGUUGACAGCUACUUGACAGCAAAACCAACGUGGCGGAGAGAGGGAAGUAUUUUCUAUUUAUUUAAAUAAAAAAAAUCAAAAAGAAAAACGAGUUAAUGGGAAAAUAUUAACUCCCGUUGGGUAUACCCAACGGUUCAAAUGGAACGGUUUAGAAAUUUGGCAGCGGGAAAAUAUCUUAUUCAGUUUGUUUUUUUUUCUUCCUAAAACAAAUCUAGGGUUUCUUCAUCUUCUUAAAACAGAUCUAGGUAUUCCGAGAUAAGAAUUUGUUCUCUCCAAAUCUUGGAAUAGAAACAAGUUCCGUGAUGGUAAUUCCAUAGAUCAGUACCAUCUCUGUGUUAAACUUAUUACUAACAAGGUAAACUUAAAACCCAACACUAUAUUUAUUGUAUAAGAGUUUUUGAAUGCGACGUUUUGAAUGCCAAACUUAUCUUUAUUGUUUAAGGUUUAAUAUAAAUCGUGUUUUAUGAAGUAUUUACAGUUCUCGUUUCUCUUCCGUUAGAUUUGGUAAGCAUUCUGAUCAGGAGUUUGAAUAACGAUUUCAAAACUAUAGCUUAUAUGAUUGAUAUAUGUUAAUGUUCACAGAUGUGUUUAUACCGUAAACUUGUAUCACUUUUAUAAUACAUCUAAUCUGAUUUGAAGUGUAGAUGGUGGUGGCCAGUUUAGAUGAUGUUGAGAAGGAAACGGGUGAAAAUAUGCAAAGUACUGAUGAGGAUGAAUUCUACAUUGGAAAAAAGUUUGAAACACAUGAUGAUUUGUUCAGUGCUUUUAAAGCUUAUGCAAAACGAGUAGGAUUUGCAGUUAGAAAAAGAACUAAUCGGAAAAAUGAAGAAGGGAUCACAAGGAGUGUGACGUAUGUUUGUAACCGAGCAGGAAAUCCUGUUAACAUGACUAAAAAUAUAGUGAAACCUCGCAAGAGCAAUCGUUGUGAUUGCAAGGCUUACGUUACUGCAAGAUUGGAUGAUGAAGACAAAUAGGAGAUUACUCAGCUUAAGCUCGAUCACAAUCAUAUGUAUAAUCCAAGUCUGUCUCGGCAUUAUCGGCAACAUCGCAAAGUUGAACCACAUGUAUUACAUACAAUUGAUCUUAAUGACCAAUUAGGAAUUCCAGUGGAAAAGACUUUCCGCUCUGUGAUGAAUCAGUUUGGUGGAUUUGAUAAAGUUGAUUGCAAUUGUGGUACUAAUACGUAAUGGUAUUCCUGAAAAAUACAUCUUACGCAGGUGGAGAAAAGACGUAACAAGACCGCAUACAAAAGUGAAAGUGAGUUUUAGUUGUUGGGAAUUGAACGAGUCCAGUCUCCGUUACAAAUGUCUCUGAAGUUCAACGUUUUAGCGGAUUUGGCUUCUGCCAAUGAUGAAGAAAGUAAGGUUGUCAAUGAAUGGUCGGAUAAUAAGAUUAAGGAGCUCAAAGCUAAGUCAAUAGAACUCGAAAAGAUUAAAUUAAACGCUGAGGAUAAAGGGGAUACAUCAUUUCCUAAUGUUCGUAAUCCACCGAAAAAGAAACGUAUAGGAAGAAAAAGAUCUAAAAGACUCAAAGCCAAGAGAGCACGGAAAAGGACAAAAACAAAUCCCUCGACAAAGCCUAGCCAGGAAAGUGUUGCAACUCCAACACCAUCAUAUCCUCAUGAUAUUUCACAUCAGCAACAUACAGAAGCUACUCGUGGUCGAGGUACUCGAGGUCGGGGCACUCGAGGUCGUGGUGCUCUUGGAAAUGCCGCUCAACUGAGUAACAAUGCUUCUACUUGAACAACGCGCGCCAUCAGCUGUCAAGAAUCUGUUCAAGUAGAGAAGAGUUUACUUGGCGAAGAAGGCAAAACGCGAAGAAGAUAAAUUAUCAAGCAAGAAAUAGAGCAGGUGUCCCGACAAGACCAGGUGAAGUCAGCGAAAGGUGGGGGAAAACUUUAUGAAAUAUGCUCCAAGCGAAGUAUAAAGUAACCUCGGCGAGAUAAUGUGGGUUGUAUACCAUUAGGGUUGUUGGAGGCUAUAAAUAGAGACCUUGGGGGAAUGUAAAGGGGGAGAUCUGGUGGAGAGGGAAAGGUCUAGAAUAGG
Messenger RNA from Papaver somniferum (opium poppy), 2184 nucleotides. RefSeq lists its product as uncharacterized. NCBI's taxonomy places the organism in Eukaryota, Viridiplantae, Streptophyta, Magnoliopsida, Ranunculales, Papaveraceae. The coding region runs from base 1444 to 1881 and encodes 145 amino acids. The record is from RefSeq and is a predicted model, not a curated record. The transcript is spliced from 2 exons.